GCCGCCAUAAGCUAACCUGGAUUGUUUGCCAUAGCAGGCAGUAGAAUCACAUCUUUUUCUACUAUGAACAAUAAAAAACAAAAAACGUGACUUCACUUUAAAUCUACCAGCGCUGAUAUCUGUGACACAUUAAAGGAAACAGGGCCACACUGAACGGAUUCCCAGAGAUGUGAGCCUUGACAAGUAAAGAUGUCUUCUCACCAAGAGACAGUGCAAGUGCUGCAUAUCUGGGAGCUCGCCCUCCCUCUGCCAGCAGUGCUGAUCAUUACUGUGAGUUUUUACAUGGUCGUCCUGGGGAUUGGGCUGUGGAUCCGAUUCUGUCUCAAGGACCGUUGUUCUUCAGAGUGCGGUGACUGCUGUCCAAACAUUUCUAUAUGUGAGCAGUGCUUUAGACUGGCUGAAAUGUGUGACUGUCGCCUGCCAACCAUGCGCUCAUGUCUGACCAACUCAUGCCCUUCUCCUACUUGUGUCAAAUGGGACUGUGCCUGCACCUGUCAGCCUCCUGAGUGUGAGUCCUGCAACUGUCUCUGCUUUGAGAUCAGGAUCAAGUAGAAGACCGACUACAAGUACCUUUACGGUCUUUGAGUCCUUUUCGUUAGAGGCCUUUUGUGUGAUGACAGCGGAGCCUUCUUUGGUUUGUAGUACUGCAUCUACCAGAAGGAAAGUCCUACAUGCUCCUGUGUUUACACCAGAAUGAUCAAGCUGAAGCCCAGACCUGGUUUUACUGAUCUGGAGGUGCCUUUUGUUUUGUAUAUUUUGAGAAUGGUUCAAUAAGUUGAACCUUAAGGUUGAUAUUACUCAACAUUGUUCUCCCAGACAACAAAUCCAAUGAAAAAGACCCAAACCAGCAGUGUCUGAGUCUCUCAACACUUUCUGACUUCCCUCCUCUGUCUGUGGCUCUCGGCUCCGAGCCCAUUGGUUCAUACUGAAGAUGUAAAGCUGAAAAUCCACCGCACAAAUAUCUAGUUUCAUUUUUAAAGAAGGUCCAGUAAUUAGUAACAGCUGUAGUUCACUGUAGUUUUUAUCAAACAAACUGAAGGAAACGUUUGUUGGGGACUAUUUUCCUCGGUGGAUGAAUCCAUAUUUGGAUGUAUAGUGAGUGUUUCUUCAGGUGCGUGUUCGAGGAUCAGUUGAUUGCUGGUUUUGGUCUUUUCAUGGAAUUUGAAUCACUUGACUUUAAUGCUAGAAAAUGUUGUAAAUGUAAAAAUGAAUAAAGUCAUUUUAUGCUGUUUUUAUACACUGUUUUUUCAAAGAUUUAUUAAAUUCUAAAAUGUUU
This is a messenger RNA of Toxotes jaculatrix (banded archerfish), 1276 nucleotides long. RefSeq lists its product as uncharacterized. The record is from RefSeq and is a predicted model, not a curated record. The coding region runs from base 190 to 552 and encodes 120 amino acids. The transcript is spliced from 5 exons. NCBI's taxonomy places the organism in Eukaryota, Metazoa, Chordata, Actinopteri, Toxotidae.